Heteronotia binoei (common prickly gecko) is the source of this 2247-nucleotide messenger RNA. RefSeq names its product mitochondrial ribosomal protein L1 (gene MRPL1). The transcript is spliced from 9 exons. NCBI's taxonomy places the organism in Eukaryota, Metazoa, Chordata, Lepidosauria, Squamata, Gekkonidae. The record is from RefSeq and is a predicted model, not a curated record. The coding region runs from base 326 to 1339 and encodes 337 amino acids.
ACGUGGCUCCUGAACCUCAAUUUGGCCACCCCUGGUUUUUAAGGCGCUACUGGACGCUUGCUCUUUUCUACUGCUACAGAACACAGCUACUACAGUCUCAGCCCACUGCAAUAAAUGGGUUAAGAGACAGAAAUAACUAUGCACUGGGUUGUUCCAGUCACUCACUCGGCUGUUAUGUUUUAUCAAAGCACAGACCACUAUAAGAGCUCCAUUAUUGCCGCCCCCCCCCCGUCCAUUUCCUCAGGAGCGGAACCUUUCUUUCUCGGUUCCGUGUUCUACCCGGGGACAAUUUGCGACGUACAGCUGGCCAUUCCGCGGAGGCAAGAUGGCGGCGCCCAUGGUGAGAUGCUGUCUGAGAGCAGUUUCCAUUCAGUAUCCUAGCUCUAUUUUCACCAGAAUUGGUAAACAGUCUGUGGUGGUACCUGCUUUUGCUAAUGUACUGAUCUCUAAUAGAUUCUAUGCUUCAAAGAAAGAAUCCAGUAAAAAAAAAUCCAAAAAGAAAACUGCUGUACCAGAGCCUCUCUAUAAAAAGAAGCGUUACGUACCGGAGUUGCUAAGCGGGCCAACGGAUGACGUCUAUUUGACUUGGUGCUACCAAAGGCCCAUUUAUGAAAUAGAAGUGGCUGUAGAUAUGCUGAAGAAGUUUCAGGAACUGGACUUCACUUCGCCCGGGCAGGCAGUGUAUGGUGACAUCACCCUGGAUAUGUCCAUGGACAAGAAGAAACCGGUGGAGCCAUUUGCCGCUACUCUCCUUUUGCCCUAUCAAUUUGAGGGUGUCGUGAACAAGGUCCUGGUAUUCACAGAGAAUGCAGAUGAAGCUGCUUUAGCGAAAGAACACGGAGCCGCGUUUGUAGGGGCGUUCGAAUUAUUUAAGCCUAUUUUAGAUGGUGAAAUCCAAGCAGAUUACUAUGUGACCGUGCCUGCAAUGGUAACAAAGCUUAACAGUUUAAGGGGCGUAUUGAAAGAUAAGCACCCAAAAAGUAAAAACGGGUCCGUCAGCUACGACAUUCCAAGGAUGCUCAACUUCUUCAAAGGGUGCCGCGAAUACAGGGUGGAAAAAGAGAACCGCAUCUCCAUGUGGAUCGCAAAGCUGAAUAUGCCUAAUGAUCAGAUAGUUGCCAAUCUGGAUGCGGUUAUUAAGGACGUUUGUAAACACAAACCUUUGAGCUAUGGCCCCUUUGUGAAGCGCUUGAUUAUUCGGAGUGCGUCCUCUGAAGGCUUAGAUCUAAAGUUCGAGCGCUUUCUGCCUGCAGAAGCUUUGAAAGGAAAAGCCGAAGAGAAAGCGGAGGGAGAGGCCGAGGACAGCGACGAAGAAGAAGAGAUGCGAGGGUCCAAAUAAUCCAAGCAUCGACUUUGUGCCGUUUGCUCCGUGCAGAAACCUGCAAGCAGCAGUUCUGCCUCUCCUUUCGGCGGGACAAAAUCAUAGGAGAGGCUCACUGCUGCUGCUCUCUGCCCCUUCCUCGCCCCCUCCCACCCCCCAGGGCGGGGCAUCGUCACUCAAGAUGAGCUGUCAAUUAAAAAAAAAAAGAGAGGCGGUUUUUGGCUUUCCAUCUAGUCUUGAGAAUCCGGCUCCAUUACUGGAGGUCUUAACUGGUUAUGCAAAUGACUUCCAUUGUAACACACCUCCGCUCAUAAAAAUUUCCCGGACACGCAGUCCUCGUGGCACAGAGCUCUUGGCGGCAAUGGAAAGUCCCAGUCUGGUUUGAACUGGGCUGUCAUCGAUAGAAUCUGACUGCUAAUCUCAAUACCAUAAAUGUAGAGGCUCCAUUCUCCCUUUGAAGAGUUGGUGGCCUCAUUCCUCAACAUGAUUUUUAAGAAAACCAACCAACCAUAUAGCAGUGAAAGAAACUGCAUUAUCAUGGUCUGCUUGUGCAUCUUGUGUUUCUCUCUGUGUUUUUUAAAGAAUUAAAUUGCUAGAUUGCGGUUUUACAGACUACCUUUUGCACAGUUCAAAGUAUUUUAUUGUUGUAGCCAUAGGCCAUAACAACCCAGCAAACCCCUCAAAGUAUAGUUUACUUUUAGCCAUAAAAAUUAAAACAUUAAAAAAAUAGUAAAAUAGAACUAUGAACAAGAUUUAAAACAUCAAUAAUAAAACAACGUGACAGAAUGAGACUAUAACUUGGCCAAAAUUCUUGUAUGGGUGGCUGUGGUUAUCUUCGUCCUUAUUUUUGUUGCUAAAAAGACGAAAGUAGCGACCUUAAGGGUAACAUCUGGAAUGUCAUCAGCCAAUAAAAAUUUAAUACAUUC